Molecule: messenger RNA, 988 nt
Organism: Daldinia decipiens
Lineage: Eukaryota; Fungi; Ascomycota; Sordariomycetes; Xylariales; Hypoxylaceae
Exons: 4
Coding region: 579-755 (58 amino acids)
Molecular function (GO): O-methyltransferase activity
Source: RefSeq, a predicted model, not a curated record
AUUUAACCCGGUUCCUUCAUCAUCUUAAUGCCAUGGGGUAUGUAAAAGAAACUGAUGCCGACCAGUAUACGCCAACCAACUUUACAAAAUCUCUUUACAUACCUAUAAUAAGUGCCAGGUACCCUUCAUUCUCGGGUGGCGUCCUCGCUUCGAAUAUCAAAUUCCACGAGUACAUAAAAAGGGCUAGGCCAAUCCUCCCUACGGCGAUCUUUUCAACCUUCAUAUGGCCGGAUAUCGCCAGGGGCGAGUAAGUUGGAUGGACCCUCAGUUCUUCCCAGUUUAGGAGAAGCUCGUCGAUGGGGCAGAUCCGCGUAAGGAAGCCGUGUUCUUAGUCGAUAUUGGGGGUUCUAUUGGACACGACAUGGAGGAAUUAUUAACUAAACAUCCGUCUGUACCCGGCCGUCUUGUAUUACAAGAUUUGCCAGCUGUGCUUCAACAAAUCAAUACUCUAGAUGAGCGGAUGGAGCACAAUUUCUUUGAAGAACAACCUAUUAAAGGCAACCAAUUCGGUAAUUAUGCGUCGUGUUUGAUUAUCACUAACUUCUGGGUAUUUCUAUUCAGAUAGUAGGGCUUAUUACAUGCACUCGGUCUUACACGACUGGCCUGAUGAGCAAUGCGUUGAAAUUUUAACUCAACUUUGCAAGUCUAUGGAACCAGGAUAUAGCAAGAUGCUCAUUAAUGAAAACGUAAUCCCGCCACAGCAUACAUACUGGAAAGCUACAGCUCUCGAUAUCAUUAUGAUGACCGGCUUUUAAUCUAGAGAGAGAACGAAACACGAGUGGGAAGAUCUACUCGGGGCGUCUGAACUACGUAUUUGCAACGUUUGGACUGUCGAUAAUGGAAUUGAAAGUCUCAUCGAGUGCGAAUUAGAUACGAAAUAGCUUUCUUAAUACUUGCCUACUGCUAGUUAUUUUAUAUACGUGCGAUAUCUAUGAUUAGCCAAGGCUUUUAGAUCAUUUAUCCCGUAUUGACUUCUUGUUAGUUAAUU